AUGCUAUUAAAACUAACACUACUGCCAAUUCUAAUCCUAUAAGUAGCUUCAUUUGAAGUGGUCAAAAGUGAGACAGAUAUUGAUGUUACUCUCACCUAUAAUUAUGAAAAUGUUAAUUCCUACAAUCAAAUUGAUUUGAAAAUUGCUUUUCAAGGUGCAUACCUAAAGAAGAUUACAAAGUUGAUAGCAAUAACAUUAAGUGAAUUUGACAUGAGCGAUUCAGGUUUCAGCGUUGACUGUUAAUAUCCACUCCAAAUUUAACCUCCUAAAGUAAUAUAUACUAGUGAAGAUCGAUAAAUUUACUUUUUCAUGGCAUUCUUUAAUAAAAUAAAAAAUCCUCCAACUCCUGGAGAAAAAAUCAUCAAGAUUACAAUUAUAAAUGGAACAAAAACAAUAAAUAUGUUUUUGGUCUUGGAAAUUAAAGAUGAUCAAUUGAAAUGUUAGGCUGACGGAAAUGGGAUUACAUUUGAACGGUCUAAUCUUUAAUUUUCAUUUUAAUACGACUUUUAUUAAAUUGAACAUAAGCCUAUAAUGUUUCAGGAUUUAUAAUUUUAAUUAGAAUUCCCAGUAUUCACUAGUCAUUUUAUAUCUUGCACUAAUUUCACAGGCCUAUCAAAUGGACAGGAUUGCCAAUCAAAAGAAAAUAGUAUUUAUGUAUUCAAUCGAAAUGUGGAGUUCCUUUAUAAUGAAAGUCAGCACUCCUUUAUUAUUAAUAACUUUACAUAUCCUUCUAAUUUAGAGGUAUACACAGCAACUAUUAAGAUUUUUAACAGCGGCAAUAAAUUAUCUGAAGGUUAAUUCAAUUUUGGGGCAUAUGCUCCAUCUGAAAUAGAAAGAAUAGUGAAAGUGAGCUCUAAUAGUUAUGCGACAUAAUAUACAACCUUAUAAAUACUACUGGACUCUUAGAAAUAUAUACUUGCUAAUUCAGAUAUGUAAUUUACAUUAUCAAUAUUAUUGGUGAUUGAUAAAUUAAUCAUAAAUGAUAUUGAAAAAUCAUUUGUUUAGAAUGACAAGGUUAUUUCUAUAAUUGGAUUUAAUGAUUAAUUGUUAGAACAGUUUAGAUUAAAGGUUGAAUUCUAAUUUUAGAAUUUAGAGUAUAAGCAAGACAUAAAAUUCUCAUUUUUAAUUAACAAAAUAAGUGCAAGUUUAUUUGGAGAUCUUAUUUAUUCUAUUGAGCCAAAUAGAUAUAAGAGUUUUAUUGUUAGUAGAGAUACUGAAGUAGUAGAUGAAGAAACAAAUCUGUAUAUAAACAUUGAAUUGUAAAACCCUAUCGUAAAUGGAGUGAUAUAUAUCCAAUUCCCCAAAGAAUUGAAUUUGGUUUAAUGGGAAAGUUAAAUAGUAAGUGGAUCAUCAUUUAGUUUUACCUAUUGGAUUAAAAAUCCAUCAACAAUAUGUUAAACUAGUAGAUUUGAAUCACAGGCUUAUUAAAAUGAUCAAUUUAGAGAGUAACUAUUAUCAGAUGUUGUUCUAAUUCAGAAACCUAAUUAAUUAAUCAAGAAUCUAUAAAUAUCCUUAAGCAGUUUAUUAAGUGUAGAUAAGACUAGCUUAUCUGUGUCUUUAGAGAGUUAAUAUAUAGUUUAACUUCGUUUUGAUGAUACAAUAAACAUAAAUGAAAUUAAAUGCCAAAAUUGCAAAAGGAUAAAUUUUUCAGUGAUAGAAUUAUCAAAAAAUAAGGAUGUUAUUUUUAAUAUAGAAACACCUAGAUUAGCAAAGGAGUCAAAAUUAUUAAUUUCAACAUAUGCAAAGGAAUGUUAACAAAGUUAAAUCGAAUAUUAAUUAGUUUUUAAGCCAAAUCAAUUUCAAAUUGUUCCAUAAAUCACCACAAGAGAAUUAAAUGCAUUAAAUCAAUGGUAAUUUAGCAUCGAAUUACCCUGCGACAUUAAUGAAUAAGAUAAAUUGAAAAUUCAUUAUCCUACUAAUUUGAUCAUAAAGUAAAAGCUUUAAUGUAAAUUCUUGAAUUUUUAACAGAAUAACUUUGAUUGCAAUACUGAAAUAAAUGAUUUGCCUCUAAUGAAAAAACAUUAAGUUUUACGUCUCCUUAUUUCAUAACCAUUAAAUCCAUCUAAACCUUAAUUACUCGAAUGGUAAUUUAUUCUAGUUGAUAAGAAUGGAGAUUAAAUAGCCAUUUUCAAUUCUAAGUUCCAAGAUUGGGAAUAUGAAAAAAUUUAGUUAUCCAAUAUACAACUUAUGGAUAACAAAUUUAUAUAAAUGAAAGAAGCAUUAUUACGAAUUGCCUUGUAGUUUUAGGUGGAUGUAAUAAAAUAUGAGGGAAAUAUUAUAAUAUAUUGUGAUGGCUGUAAACAAGAAUAGAAUUAAAUUGUCUAUAUCAAUAUGGAAGGAAAUGGUUUGUUAGAAAUUCCAUUCAGAUUUUUUACUAUUCCAAAUCAAUAUGUCUAUUUAUUCACAUAUAAACUUACUACGUAUUAUAAAGGAGACAUCCAAUAAUAAGGAUAUUUUAAGUAAUCUAUCUCAUUAUCUUGUUCAAAUGAUUGUGCCGAAUGUGAAAGUUAUGAUAAAUGUUCAAUCUGUUUAGUUGGAUAUCUGUAUAAUUCUACUUGUGUAGAUGAAUGUCCAGUCAAUUAUUAUGCAUUAAAUGGCUAAUGCUAUCCUUGCUCAAUUGGAAAAUGUACAGCUUGUGCAUUUUUAGAGAAAGAAAUUUGUUUAGAAUGCGAGGGAGAUUUAGAUCUUUAUUUAAAUUAAUGCGUUACUCAAGAUUAUUACACAGAUUAUAACAACACUAAUUAAACUAAUAAUAAUCAAAACUAAAAUAACAACUAAAUUAUUGAUGAAUAGAGUUUCUUAGUAAUAUACAAUUUUCCUGGUCUUUUGUUAAUAAUAUUUUUAAUUUGCCUCUACACUAUUAUAAUCAAGAUUCUAAAUUACUCAAGCAUUUCAAAAACCAUUUGUUUUUCAUAUUUCUCCCUCCUAGAAAAUGGAAUCAGUAUUUUUCUUAUCAUAAAAUUUAUAAUAUAAGGACUGUAUGACUUAGCCUUUCUAUCUUUUUCUUUAUUGGCAUUUCAAAUUAUGCUGUAAUUGAAUAGUUUACUAUAGCUUAAGACUUACAUUAUGAUUGAUACGAAAUAUCAGCAAUUUAAAAAGGAGUAUUGGUCUAUUAAAAACGGUUUUUUGGAUAUCAUGUGGAUUCAAUUAUGUCUUCUUCAUUAUCCAGACAUCUAAAUUGAAUAAACAUCCAAAGUGGGAUAGCAGAUGGCAAUAUAAGAAUGA
This is a messenger RNA of Paramecium tetraurelia, 3225 nucleotides long. RefSeq lists its product as uncharacterized. The record is from RefSeq and is a predicted model, not a curated record. NCBI's taxonomy places the organism in Eukaryota, Ciliophora, Oligohymenophorea, Peniculida, Parameciidae. The transcript is spliced from 3 exons.